GUUCUUAGGACAGAGACAGCUGUCUAGGAACUGCGUAGCAGUAAUUACAGAGAGACUGCAGGCUUCUGUGGGACAGUGGACAGCGCACGGAAGGCCUCUCACUGGUAGGGUGGCUAGCUCCGGCAUUGCGGAACCCGCCGUCCGACUGGCGGGGUUUCUAGGGGGACACUAAUUAUGGCUGGACGCUGUGGCGCGGCAGUUUAAUUCUCCGGUGGCGGCUGAUUGAGCCAGACGCGAUGGUUCUGACCGGGCUCAUCAGGAAACUCGGUCAUCAGCUGGCCGAGAUCAGGGAACGCGCUCUCAAAAAUAUCCUCUGCAAGGUGGAGCACAACUUAAUCUGCUGCGCUGAUCUGAUUCAGGAGAGGGUACUUUUUCUCCAUUUGCUGGAAUGGUUCAAUUUCCCGUCCGUUCCAAUGAAAGGGGAGGUUCUGAGCCUGUUGAACAGAUUGGUUAAGUAUCCCCCAGCAGUCCAGCAUUUGCUUGAUCUUGGUGCAGUUGAAUUUUUAUCUAAACUUCGUUCUAAUGUGGAGCCCAAUCUGCAGGCUGAAAUUGAUGGCAUUCUGGAUGGACUUUUUAUUCUUCCUUCGGAAGAUCCUGCACUACCUUCUGCAUCUUACCAAACCAAUCCAACUGAAUUGCCACAACAGCCUGAAAACUUAACAGGAUAUUUUCCUCAAGGCAAGAGUAAUUUUCAGCAGAUGGAAGUGCCUCCCCAGCCAGUGGUAAAUCAGACUGUGAAGUGUUUGCGGUUUUCUACAUUUCCUUGGCUACCCUUGACUGCAACAGACAGACAUGUUCUCUCCUCUAAUGAAAGCUCUUUGAGAAGUAGUAAUCACACUUUAAUCUGGAAUACCUGUGAGCUGUUGAAGGAUGUUAUCAUGCAAGAUUUUCCUGCUGAGAUUUUCCUUCAAAGGCCAAAAAUUGUUCAGAGCCUUCUGUCUCUGUUGAAGCUGGCCUUUGGAGGAGAUGGGAAGCAUCGCCUGGCGUUACAGUCGGUGUCCUGCUUGCAGCAGCUGUGCACCUAUUUAAGAAACAGACUUAAUUUUCACCGAGAUCCAGGUUUUUUCUCUAGCAAACAAGAUACAGUUUCCCAAAAUUCUUCUUUAUCUUACUGUCAUGAAAUGAGAGUUAUUCAUCAUUCCCAGAAUCCUUCUCCAGGAAGCAGUAGUCCCCGGCCUUCUGUGGUUGGACGCACAGGCCAGCGACCCAGAGGAGACGGCCAGGACUGGGAUGCAGUGUCUUCCAGUGGAAGUAGUAGUCAUGUUCACAUGAACUCCAGGGUAUCGGGCCCUUCCCCUCUGGAUAUGGCCCACGUAGACCUGCCGGAGCUGGAAGCUGAAGACACGCUGGAACUGCAAUUCCAGCAGCUCAGCCUCCCCCAGUUCUGUGUCUCCAUUCUGGAAUCAGCAGUUCCUCUCUUAAGAACAGGUAGUAGACAGAUGAUAAUAAGAGUUCUGGAAUUGCUUGCAGAGGAUAUGAUACUUACUGGUGAGGCAAUUUCAGCAGAUAUCUGGGAUGACAGCAGCCUUUUUGCUAUAGAUAUGAGAGAGAAAGUGCUGUCUGUGCUGGGCGUCCUUGGGGACACCCUGUGCUACCACAAGAGCAGGGUCCGUCUGGAGCAGCCGGGCGCGGCGCUCGUGCCCCACAGAACGGCCUUCGUCAGCAUUUCCCUGUUCACAGUUCGACUGCUGCAGACGCUUCUCCCUGUUGAAAAGGCAAGCCACUUUUUACCAGAACCUAUGUCAGCAGCAUUAUUUCUAAUUGCUUUGGACAUGCCUAUUUCUUUGGAAUACCCAAAUAUUCAUGAAGCUGUUGUGGCCUAUUUGGAACAGCUAAAUUCUGAAAACUACAGUAUUUAUAAACGAACCGCAGAGGCUGUCUAUUCAAUUGAAUGUACCUGUAACUUCCUGUCUGAUGUUGGGAAGGAGGGAGAGAAGAAUCUUUUAGAAUUAGUGGAGCUGGCAGACCAAGCCCUGCGAAGCUUUUCCUAUCAUCAGCAUUUCCCCCUAAUAAAGGAAAUCAUCUGCAUUUGUUCAAAGAUCUGGAAAUCUGCACAGGCCAGUCCAUUACUUCAAGGAGAAAGUCAGAAGGUGUUUCUUCAAAUGUUGUCUCACCCAUUGCUACAAGUCAAAGUUGAAACUUAUCACUGCUCUCUGGAAAUUAUUAAGGACUGUUUAGGUGUCCAUAAUGUCACUAAACCAGUGUCCUCCCUUUGUAAUGGAAUUCAUUUUCUACUUCACCCAAAAGUCCUGUAUGAAAUCUGUGCAUUUGGCAUUCAAGAUCCCAAAAAUGAGCAGGUAAAUGCUGCCGCCAGGGCCAUUCUGACGCACCUGCUGCAGGGACGAUUGGUGAUGACAGCGGUGACCUGGAACAGGUUUAUUGAGGCUCUCUGUCCUGUCAUUCCAGUCCUACAGGGCUAUGCUGACCCGGAAGACCCUCUGGGUAACUGCAUUCUCCACCUAAGCACAGUGGGUCCUGAGGCAGGCGAAGGGGUUCUCCCCAGCACCGCCCGGUUGAAGUCCGUGCUGCGGCUCCUGCUGGUGAAAAAGCCGUCGGCCCGUUCACGAGCACUAAAGCUGUUAGCAUGUCAUCUCACACGGGAAGAAGGGGCUGAGAAAAAGCGCCCUUUCAUAGAUGCCAGAGUUCUCUCCAGAGUUCCCAAUUUAUUUAUUGUGAAAAAGCCUAUUGAACUCAAAUUGGAUGACAGCAGAGAACUGAUUAUUAAGUUGGAGACUGUUGAGAAGGUAUACGAUAUCUUUACUUCAGAUGGUAUCGACCUUGUUGUGAGGAAGUCCGCUGCAGAACAGUUGGCCGUGAUCGCGCAAGAUAUUAAAACACAUGCUGUGGUGAAAAAGUUAUGCCUAGUUGACAAGAUAAUUGAGUAUUUAAAUGAAUGUGUGGGUCUGGAUGGCAAGGUUAUAGAAUGUUUGAUACAGCCAUGCCUCACACUCCUGAGGAAAGUUCUUUGUGCUGAUCCCGUCGCGCGUGGGUCCCUCUCACAGCAGUCUUCUCUCUUGACCCUGUUAUUCAGAGUUUCCUUGAUAUUUCAUGAAGAUAGUACUGUUGUGACUGAAGUUGGAGCAUUAUUUUGUCUUCUAUUAUUUGAUGAAGUAUCAAGGAUGGAUAUGUGGUCUGUUAAUCCUCCCAAUAAAUCUUCUUCACCAUCGAUCUUCAGUUUGCCUGUUUCAGUUUUAAGAAGGUAUCACCUGCCAGUACAAGUAACUGGCCACCAUGCUGUGAGUCCUUACUCCAUAGUUUUGCCAUUAGCUGCUGAUUGUUUGGCCUUGAAGCCUGUCUCAGAUAUGCUGAGAAUCGCUUGGAACCUGUCAUGGUAUCAUGGGACCGAUAAUCUGAUGAAGCAAAUUAACUCUGAAACUAAAAUCCAAGAAUUUGUAGAUACAUUGAAGUUAUCUGCAGAGGACACCCUUACUCUGAAGAUAACACACACAGCUAGUGGGCUGAAGGACUGUCUGCAUUCCAUUGUGGAGGCGGUAGCCCACAGGGAAGUGAGGGCUGCCAUCACCAGGAUGAAUUUUUAUCUUCUGAAUGACAGGUUAUCUUUAAAGGGCAGCCCUGGCCCAUGUGGGCUUACCUUGAAGUCUCUGUCCUGGCACACCACCCUAAACAGGUUUUUACAAGUCCUUCCUGCUUGCACUGAAGAUGAAAAAUUGCUAAUAGAUAUCAUACAUUUUUUAAAUAAGUUAUUGAAGGAACAAAGAAAAAAUUCAUCAGUAGAACUUCUAAACUGGCUUCUAGAAUUACUCCUUAGACAUAGUCCAGAUCCACUCUUAGACCUGCUGGUUCUGGCAGAGUCACAGGCACGAGAGGAACCAGACGGCGUCCGGGCUGCUGUCAGGCAACAGCUCCAGAAAGAGCUGGUCGCGCUUUUCAAUACCUUGCUGCUCAGUGUCACGGCAGCUCCUGACAGGAAAUGCUUGGAACUUCUUCAUGUUUUUCAAACACAGUUGGCUCUGAAACUGCUCCAGUGUCUGAGGGUCACAGAUGCUCCUCAUUUCUAUGGCCUGCCUUCCCUCGAGAGGACCUUGCGAGGGAUGGCUCACCUCACAGCACUUCCAGGCUGGAGCUCACAUUCUCCUCUGACAAAACCACUUGAAGUUUGUAUGAAGUACUUGUCCGGUCUCCUUGAAGUCAUUGUUUCUUUUUAUGUGGAGCGUGGAGGAAAUGCUAUGUCCUUCAUGGGAAAAGGUGUCACAAAGAGCACGAUUCUUUGCUUGCUUCACUUAUCUCAUGAGAUGAUGGCCCAGGCCCCGAGCUCGGAGUGGGUUUCACUUUGGUUCUUGCCUUUGGGUAGCCACAGUGAAGAACAUGCUCCCACUCAACAAGGCCUGGCUUGGUUGAUUCCGUUAUGGGUUGAUCGAGACCCAGAGGUGAGGUUCACUUCUUUGGGAUUGGGAUCAGCGCUGACCACCAUCGAGAUGGGCUGCGUGGCCUUGGCAAACAGCUGUCAGAACAUCUCUGGUGGGCUCUGGGGGACUGUGCUCAGCCUCCUCCUGGAUGGCUCAGAGUGCUGUAUGGUGCGCCGCGAGGCUGCAUUUAUUCUUCAGAAUCUCCUUGUAAUUCCAAUGCCUUCAGUAAUUGUUAAGGAUUAUACAUGGCAGGGCCCCUGUGUCCACGAUGAGGACUCUGGCUUAUCGCUUGUGGGAAAACCUGCCCUUCAGGCUCUUUUAUAUCACUGCCAUUUUUAUGAGCAAUUGAAUCAGAUGGUAAAAUGUUGUUACUUGGGACGGUAUAUGUUUGAUUUAAAUUGUCAAUCUGCUCUUGAUGGAACUUCAGAGGGUAGUGAUUUAAAUGGUUUAGAUGAUUCAUUCAAGUUUUGGAGGGCUCCAUCUAGGAUGUCCAGUCAAGAUCCAAGUUCUCUCUCUACCUUGGAGACAAUGGUGGCCCCUUCUCCGGGGAGUGCUGAAUUCCCAGUGCUUGGCCCCUCGGCUGCUCCUCCCCCUGAUGCUUCACACGGCCAGUUUAUGGCUCAAGGUCAGCAUGAAGCUGCCUCACCACGGCUCUCUCAUGACUCGCCCCUUCCCGCCCCUCCGCCCAGGCAGUGCGCUCGUGUCACUCCGCCCCUCCUUUCGGCAGUGUGCAGCCUCUUGGACGGCCUCUUGGCAGCUGCCCCAAGGGACACUGCGAGUGCUUUUCGGCAGGCCCGUCUCGUGGAGCUUCUCUGUGGCGUUGCAGAUGCUGCCCUCAUAGAGGCCUGCGUCCAGGAGCUCAAGGCCCCACUGCCUUCGUCACCUCCAGUCGAACACGCUCAGGCUCACGUGUCCUUUCUCCUAGAGUACCUGUCCUCUUUGUCCAGGCUUCUGCACUCAUGUUUAUUGGUAGAUCCUGAGCUUGUAAUUCAGGACAAGCCUCUGAAACCUCUUAUCACAAAUGUCAUUGGAGUUCUCACCAUAUGCACCAAAGAUAUAUCAGAUGUAGAGUUAGUAUCGGCUUUUUAUCACACGUGGACACAUUUGUUUGACCUUCUGUCCACACUCCUGAGGAAAGCUGGAGCUGCCUGUCUCCCAUCUAUCACGGUGGAGCUGGCCAAGCACUGGGCAGCAGUCAUUGAUAUGUUCUGCAAAUGUGUGGGUUUGUCUACCACAUGCCCUACCCUGUAUACCGCCAGCCUGCAGUUCCUUUCUAUUCUCUUGACUGAAGAAGCAAAAAGGUGUCUCCAGGAUAAGGAUAAAACAAACUUAAGCUACAGUCCAACAGUGGCUUCACUUCUUGAUAGGACUCAGGAAAACCAGAAAUCUCUAGAACGACUCAAUGAAGUAAUUCUUCAGGUGGAAAAGUCGUAGACUUGUUCAUGAGAGGAUUUGCUUGCCCUUCCCAGUCAGCCAGCCACAUUCGAUAAAGGCAGAAGCCUGUUCCGCCUGAUGUGUUACUGUCCCUUUGCUGCUUAGAAUGUGGGGAUUUUUGCCCCUUUCCUGCCCGUAGGAGUGAUGGCUGUGCAGACCUUUACGGCAUGACCAUCUGUGCGUGUGCACAGCAGCCUUGACUAUGUUGGAAUGCAGAGGAGGCUGAUGGUGGCGAGGACAGCUGCCUGGUCCUGCUCGGACCUGCCCUCUGAGGGGUUUCCCGGGGCUCGGAGGGAACUUCUGUCUUGCUCGCCCAGACCACAGUUGUCUUCGAAGCACAAAUGAGUCUGAUUGAUAGAGGGUCCCCUCAUUUUCUCCUGUGUCUCCAGCAGUUCCUUCAGAAGCUGCAGCUCUAGGGGACAAGGUCCUCCAAGCAUUCCUCGAAGCCACUUAUUCUGCGAAGCCAGCUUCCCUGUAGCUCACUGACUCCACUCAACUUUUCUUAGUUUAAAACCAAAUUGGAUAUGGUCCGAGUGAUCUCAUUCCCCAUCAGAUCAACAGGCUUAAUUCCCCCUGUGAUUAACUGAGUCUGAUUUUACACUUUAAAGCUAUAGGCAGGAAGCUCAAAUUCCCAGCUUCACAAAGGUCCUACCCCAGCCCCGAUCCAAAAGCAUUAUUCAUUUCCUAACUUUGGCUUUGGUGUGGCACUUUCUCCUGGGAAAGCACCCUUGCUCACGUUGACAUGCUUUCCUCGUCAGGAAUUUAAGUGACUCGUGGGGCCCCACAUCGGUUUCCUUCCACAGUGAGGGCUGCACGCCUGGCCCCUUCCCCUGCCCAGGCCGGAACGCCCAGGAGGUCUGCGAGCUGGACUCCUUGCGGAUGACGCUGGGGCCUGCAGCCAGUCCUCCUGGACCUGGUGAAACGCAAACACCUCCAGCCCGGCCAAGCCAAGGCUAUUUUAUUUCCCAGCUAUUUUCUGUUAUUUAUUGGUGGUUCUGUGUUCCAAGGAACCGCGGUUAGACUCAUGAUGAUUAUGGCUCCGUGUUGGGAUGAUGAACCAGAUUAAAAUAGCAUAAAAGGACUGUGUCAAAAGAUUUUGCCUUUUUUGCUUUGCCCUUAUGUUUUUUAAUAAUAUUUUAUAUUAGUCAUUAUAAAAGUUAUUGUUUAUAAUAUUUUGCUGUUACCUUCUUGGCCAAAGAAAGUGAGGUAUCCUAGAACCUCAGGGUAUCUCAAUGAUUUUCCUAGUGAGUAGCUAAUUUUCCUACUUAUUCCAGAUUACAGAAGAUACAAAUAUUUUGUGUGGAUAUGGAUACAUUAUAACCAAUUAUUUUAAACUGUGUUUCCUACUAAAUCAUACUCCUCUUGUUCAUGUAAACAGUAGAAUAUGAAUGACCACGUGAUGUUUGUUAGAAGGGCGCAGGCAAGGUUUAGACAAAGAAAGUAAAAAGAAUAUGACACACUGAUGACAAAAUGUGUGCUUAACAUAAGAUGGGACAUUAAUCAAUGAGCUGCUUAAACUAUAAACACUGUUUUCUUUGCUCUGCCUAUUAAAAACAUGUGUGGAUUAAAAUAUUAUUAGAAAACAUUCAACAGCAACACAUUAAAAUGAAUAAUUGUUUCUUAAUAUAUGUCCAUGUAGGCUAUGGAUUGUGCCAAGUGUUAUAUGAAACAAAGCAAAAUUCAGUCUUUAAAUGAUAAGAAAUAGUAUUCUAAAAUUGGUGCCCCUUAAAGGUAUGUUUAAACUCUCUGUAAAACUAUACUAAAAAAAUAUUAGAUAUGUGACCUUAGCCAUAUCACUUCACCUUUUCUGAUUUAGUUCUUCAGCUUCGAAAGUGAGAGGAUUGUAUUACAUUAUUGCUGAGUUUUAGCUUGCUCUAAAAUUUUCCAUCCUCUUAACAAAUUAUUAUGUUGUAACUUCGAUUAAAAUGUCUUGGCAGAGCAUCUUUUAACUGGCUGCUUUAUAGCAUAGCCCCAUAGGGUAUAUGUUGAAAGUUUGCAUUUGGUGCUUACAUCUUAAAUAAUGUGUAAGUUUAUUUUUUCAUAAUUCCUUUUGAAGAAAUUUCAAGGUUUGAAUAUUCCCUAAAAAACUAUUAGCUGAUUUUGACCAUAUAGUAUUG
This is a messenger RNA of Manis pentadactyla (Chinese pangolin), 7918 nucleotides long. RefSeq names its product rotatin (gene RTTN). NCBI's taxonomy places the organism in Eukaryota, Metazoa, Chordata, Mammalia, Pholidota, Manidae. Gene Ontology annotation, biological process: centriole replication; centriole-centriole cohesion; ciliary basal body organization. The transcript is spliced from 41 exons. The record is from RefSeq and is a predicted model, not a curated record. Bases 237 to 5801 code for a protein of 1854 amino acids. Gene Ontology annotation, cellular component: ciliary basal body; centriole; centrosome.